Molecule: messenger RNA, 1421 nt
Organism: Ruditapes philippinarum (Manila clam)
Lineage: Eukaryota; Metazoa; Mollusca; Bivalvia; Venerida; Veneridae
Exons: 4
Coding region: 37-1110 (357 amino acids)
Source: RefSeq, a predicted model, not a curated record
GCUAUUACAGAUGUAAUAAAUCAAGAAGUAAACAAAAUGGCAACCGGAGGUCAGCCACAGACGCUAGAUAACCGUAUAUUUUUGUUUCGGUUACAAAUACUAGUCAUUGAUGGUGGCCUCCUGGUAUUGAGAAAUAUACUGGACCAGUCCUUGACAUCUCAAUGCAUAACGUUCAGUGCGUGCUUGAAUCAAGAAAAGUCAACAAUAACACGUUUGAAAAGCCGCGGCGUUAUAACCCAGAUCCAAUUUGACGUGUUGUUUCCAGCGGGUGGUAAAGUCCCAACUUCGUCAGAUUUGGACAUCACGCUUAUUAUUUGUCUUCUUAGAAGCCUGAAAUGUUUUGGAUUAAAUAAAAAAUUUGACUGGGGGGCAACACCAGCACCAACCGAUGUAACAGUGGAAGCAGACAUAUGUCGGUUAAAGAAUUUCCGAAAUAAAAUAAGUCAUAUAUCAACAACGACUGCAAUACAACAAAAUGAUUUUACAGCUUGGUGGAAUGAUAUUGAACAGAUACUUGUUCGUCGAUGUUCUCCAGCUUUGAAUAUUCAGCAAACAAUCGGCGAAUUCAAAACUUGCCCUCUUGAUCUGGAAGAAGAGAGAAGGAUACAGAAAGAAAUAAAAAAGUGGAAGGAUUAUGAAGACGAAGUUGACCGCCUAAAACAGGAAAUGACAGACGUGAGAAAAAAAGUAACUGACGUGAAGAAAGACCUUGAAGACAUAAAGGAAAAUGUAACUGAUGUGAAGAAAGUGAAGAAAGACCUUGAAUACGUAAAGGAAAGUGAUACUGCAAUGAAGAGAAACCUUGAAGACAUAAAGGCAAAUGUAACUAACGUGAAGAAAGGCCUAGAGGAUGUAAAAGAAAAUGAUACUGCAGUGAAGAGAAACAUUGAAGGCAUAAAGGAAAAUGUAACUGAAGUGAAGAGAGACAUUGAUGAGAUCAAAAGACGGCAAGGGACAGAUGAAACAAGGCAGGACAGACAGAAGAAAGGAAACAUUUUUCAGAGGUUUUUUGAGAGGAGACGUUAUAACCGGAGUAAAACAAGUAAGAUUUUACUUAAAUACGCUAUGCAUGUGGUUUUCCAGACUUGGAAUAAGUCAAACCUUUGUUAGAUACAACCUCCGAUUUGAGACCAACCUGUAAAUAAAGACCACCUUCUACCAUUUUUUUUUCAUUGAAAAAAGUACAUUCCGAAUAAAGACCUUUUGUCUUUCGUUUUCGUUUUUUAUGCAUGUUCUCCCUUUGGAUGGUCCCUAUUUACCAGUUUGACUGUACUGUGUUGACAGCUUGACUUUUCGCGGAGACAAAAAAUCAAGCUAUUGCUACAUGUUUUCCAUUUCCGUUCCCGUCCGUAACAAUAUUUAGUUGUUAUUGUUUUGUUGUACAAUAUUCAUCCUCCGAAAACUAAGAAAAUUUCGAGCGU